This is a messenger RNA of Tripterygium wilfordii, 1978 nucleotides long. RefSeq lists its product as uncharacterized. Bases 383 to 1669 code for a protein of 428 amino acids. The record is from RefSeq and is a predicted model, not a curated record. Lineage: Eukaryota; Viridiplantae; Streptophyta; Magnoliopsida; Celastrales; Celastraceae. The transcript is spliced from 3 exons.
AGCCAAAAGAUUCUCCAUCUCUUGGUUCCUCUAUCAUUAUCUUUAUAAUCAAUUCUCCCUUCAAGUUUUGGCCUUCACUCCUCUUUCUCUCUCUCUCUCUCUAUAGCUUCCAAAACCAUUUUGUAUCCUUUGCACAAGCUGAAUGGUCACUUAAUUUCUAUUAGAUUUUCUACUUCAAUGUGUACAAGAUAGCUAUGUUCACUGAUUGGUUUCUCAAAAUGGGAAUGAAAUUGCAGGGAAAGAAAGUUUGAGUAUGAGAGGAAAACAAGAAAAUGGAUUUGCUUUUGAAGGAGAAAUUGGAAAUAAAGCUACAGUGAGUGAAGUGAAGCGUUGGGAAGUUUGAAUUCAAUUUUGAAGCCCCCAGAAGCGGAAAAAGAUAAGUAUGCCAACAGUGUGGUUUUCCUUGAAGAGAUCUCUACACUGCAAAUCAGAACCAUCAGAUGUUCAUGACCCAAAAUCAAGGAAAAAUUUGAGCACAAUCGUGACAAGGAAAGCUGGGAGGUCUGGUUGUUCAAGGUCUAUUGCAAAUCUCAAAGAUGUUAUUCAUGGAAGCAAGAGACACAUGGAGAAACCCCCAAGUUGCAGCCCAAGAUCUAUAGGGAGUAGUGAGUUCCUAAACCCAAUAACCCAUGAAGUGAUUUUGAGCAACUCAAGAUGUGAACUCAAAAUCACUGGUUUUGGUGGGUUCCAAGGUGGAGUUCCAAGUUCUGAAACUAAUGGGUCUAACAAUGGUGGAAGUGGAAGUAAUGGUGGUGGUGGUUCAACAUUUGUGGGUACUCUAAGGCCAGGUACUCCUGGACCUGGAGGACACCCAACGAUGCACUAUUUCAAUCCUUCAUUCAAAGCAACAGCAACUCCACCAAGAAAGUCUCCAUUUUUAUCGUCUGAGAGACAAGGGGGUGGUUCUGUUCCUUCAAGUAGAAGGGUUUCUCUUGAGACUGACUCUAAUGGGUCUUCUGCAAUUUCUUGCCAUAAAUGUGGAGAACAGUUCACUAAAUGGGAUGCUGCUGAAGCCCACCAUCUCUCUAAGCAUGCUGUAACAGAACUUGUUGAAGGUGAUUCGUCUAGAAAAAUUGUAGAGAUAAUAUGCAGGACAAGCUGGUCAAAGAGUGAAAACAAUUGUGGCAGGAUUGAGAGAGUAUUGAAAGUCCACAAUAUGCAAAAAACUCUUGCAAGAUUUGAAGAUUACAGAGAAAUGGUGAAGAUUAAAGCCAGUAAGCUCCAAAAGAAACACCCUAGAUGCCUUGCUGAUGGGAAUGAACUCUUAAGGUUCUAUGGCACUACUGUGGGUUGCAAUCUUGGCCUAAAUGGCUCAUCUAGUCUCUGUGUAUCUGAAAAAUGUUGUGUUUGUCGAAUAAUUCGAAAUGGGUUCUUUGCCAAGAAAGAGCUGAAGGAAGGGAUUGGUGUGUUCACAACUUCUACAAGUGGAAGAGCAUUUGAAUCCAUUGACAUAGUUGAAGAUGACCCAAGUAUAAGAAAAGCUUUGAUUGUCUGUAGAGUGAUUGCAGGGAGGGUUCAUAGGCCUUUGGAGAAUAUACAAGAAAUGGCAGGCCAAACUGGGUUUGACUCAUUGGCAGGGAAAAUGGGUCUCUAUUCAAAUAUUGAAGAGCUUUAUCUUCUAAACCCUAAAGCUCUGCUUCCUUGCUUUGUGGUUAUAUGCAAACCAUGAAGAUAGAAAGAAAGAAAGAUUGAAAUUUGCAUAUACAGAAAGUUAUGUGAGUCAUUUUUUGCACUUUGAUUCUUCUUUGCAGCUCCUUGUUCCCACUUCUUAGUACAUAUCAAAAGAUUUGUGCUUUCCUGGUGUUGAUUAUGUAUCUUGUCUCCUCUUCUUACAUUAGCAUAGCUCAUGCUGGCUGCUGCUGUUGUAUGUUCCUGGGCAGACAUUUAUGAGGAUUGUUUGUAUUCUGUUGUCCAUUUUUUUGAAUAUUUUCACCUGUCUGUAAAUUGAAUAGUGACAAAUUAAGGGUUCUUGGGCAGA